AUGAGCGGCGAGCGGAAAUCGCCGAAUAUUAUCAUAACAGGCACCCCUGGAGUUGGUAAAACUACUCACUGUGAAAGUCUGGCACAACGACUCGGUUUACGCCAUAUUUCAGUUAAUGAAGUUGUUAAAGACAAGGAAUGUCAUGAGGGGUGGGAUGAGGAGCUUACGUGUUGGAUAGUUGAUGAAGAUAAGCUUCUCGACGCAAUCGAAGACGACGUUGAGCAAGGUGGUUGUAUUCUGGACUGGCACGCCUGCGACGUCUUUCCUCAGCGGUGGAUAGAUUUGGUUGUAGUUUUGAGAGUGGAUUCAACAACAUUGUACGACAGAUUAAAAGCAAGAAAUUACCCCGAGGUGAAACUCCAGGAAAACUUGGAUAGUGAAAUUAUGGAGGUGCUCUUACAGGAGGCUCAUGACUCAUAUGACUCUGAGAUUGUAAUUGAGCUCACUAGUAAUACAUCUGAUGAGAUGGAGUCUAACAUAGACCGCAUCGAGGCUUGGGUGAAGCAAUGGAAACUAGAUAACCAGGAAGUCUAA
Messenger RNA from [Torrubiella] hemipterigena, 534 nucleotides. NCBI's taxonomy places the organism in Eukaryota, Fungi, Ascomycota, Sordariomycetes, Hypocreales, Clavicipitaceae. The record is from the annotation of a GenBank genome assembly.